Molecule: messenger RNA, 957 nt
Organism: Baudoinia panamericana UAMH 10762
Lineage: Eukaryota; Fungi; Ascomycota; Dothideomycetes; Mycosphaerellales; Teratosphaeriaceae
Exons: 2
Coding region: 1-957 (318 amino acids)
Biological process (GO): phosphatidylinositol phosphate biosynthetic process; inositol phosphate biosynthetic process
Cellular component (GO): nucleus; cytoplasm
Molecular function (GO): inositol hexakisphosphate kinase activity; inositol-1,4,5,6-tetrakisphosphate 3-kinase activity
Source: RefSeq, a predicted model, not a curated record
AUGGCGACCAUCAAAACUCACGAUCUUGACUUGUCUACGCUGAAAGCAUUUGAGAACGCCGCUGCUGGCCACGAAGGCGUACUCUCCGACCCUUCUGGCGAACUGUUGAUCAAGCCAUGUACCGCGGCCGAGAUCGACUUCUACCAGCAAACUCUACAGGACCAUUCCGACUUUGCAGAGUUGAUGCCCACUUUCAUGGGCACGCUUCAAUUGGGUGCACCCACGCAAGCCGUCGAUCCGACCAUCUCCCAUGAGUUACUCGAGACCGCACAGGAUCAAAAGGACAAGCGCCUACACGGCGCAAAGCUUGCCACCGAUACUGCGAUUGUCCUGGAGAAUCUUGAGCACGGCUUUAAGCACGCGAAUGUUCUGGAUCUCAAGCUCGGCGCCAGACUGUAUCCGGAAGGCACGGCGGCAGAGAAGGCAGAACGGCUUGAGAAGGUCGCCUCCCAUACGACGAGCGCUUCGCUAAACUUUCGAAUCGCGGGUAUGAAAGUCUGGAACGGUAAGACCAUGGAUGUGUACAACAAGUUCUACGGCCGUCAGUUCACCGCGGAGAACGUCAAGGACGGCUUUUCGACUUUCUUCAGCGGCUUGCAAGCGGGCUUGGGUCGCGAUGAUGCCGCUGAGCUGCUCGAGACCAUCGAGGCGGAGAUUGCCAAGGUGCGACAUGCGCUCGAGCGGCUGGAAUCAAGGAUGUUCAGUGCGAGCCUUCUAAUUGUCUACGAAGGUGACAGCGGCGCGCUCGAGACGAAGGCGCCCACGCUUGGUGAAGUCAAGCAAAGCGAGGAGGAUGAAGAGGACGAGGAGGAACCGCCCAUAGCGUUUCAGGUUAAGAUGAUCGACUUCGCGCACGCUGCGUGGACGCCUGGCGAGGGCAAGGAUGAAAAUGUCAUCGUCGGCUUGAAGAACAUUGAGAAGCAGAUGGACGUGCUCAUCUCACGGUUUGUGGAUUGA